Messenger RNA from Triticum turgidum subsp. durum (durum wheat), 699 nucleotides. Lineage: Eukaryota; Viridiplantae; Streptophyta; Magnoliopsida; Poales; Poaceae. The record is from the annotation of a GenBank genome assembly.
AUGGAGCAUUGUGUCGAGCAGCUUGUGCGCGGCGAGCCAUCUCUGCCGAUGCAAGUCGAGAGCUCCAUGGGCAAGGCGAAGGGGAAGCAGCGGCAGGGCGAGUACUACCACCUCGCCAAGGAGCAGGGCUACCGGAGCCGCGCGGCCUUCAAGCUGCAGCAGCUCGACGACCGUUUCCGGUUCCACCCGCCGACGCGCGGCGUGCUCGACCUCUGCGCGGCACCGGGGGGCUGGAUGCAGGUGGUCGUCGCCCGUGCCCCCGUCGGCGCCUUCCUCGUCGGCGUGGACCUCAUGCCCAUCCGCCCCGUCCGCGGCGCGCACUCCCUCACGGAGGACAUCACCACCACCAAGUGUCGCUCCGCCGUGCGGAGGCUCAUGGACUCCAAGGGGGUCACCGCCUUCGACGUCGUGCUUCACGACGGCUCGCCCAACGUUGGCGGCACGUGGGCGACGGCCACAUGCAUCCAGCCCCCUGGCGCGAGAAGAGAGGAGAGAGAGAGGAGAAAGAGACUAGUCAACCUGCCCGCGUGGAAGUUUUUUUUCCCACAUCAUCCCGACAGGCAGGCCCCACCUGCCGGUUUUGCUGUUUUCUGGGCUAAAACGCAGCGUCAGUGCUCCGCGUUACAGAUUAGCCCCAUUGUUGGUGGUUUUUUGUGCCCUGCCUCAAAUGUGGUACUGAUCUGUUACCCUAGCCCAUAA